AUGCGAGUCCUCUCUUUCGAUCCGCUAUUGAUACAUCUUGAAGGAUUUAUUACAGACUCUGAACGCACGCAUCUGCUCAGACUUGGAGAGCAUCGGUAUAAUAGCUCCAAAAUCAACCUGCCAAAUGGAACCAAAAUUAUAUCCCAACGGCGCACAAGCGACACGGCUCGGCUCCCCACUGACGAUCCUAUUGUACAACGUAUUGUAACCCGGGCUUCAACUCUCCAGGGCUAUACUCCCGAAGUAAAUAUCGAAACUCUACAAUUGACCAAAUAUAAUCCAGGCCAGUACUAUAUGGCCCACUGGGAUCAUUACCAAGAUGUCCCCGUGCCCGAGAACGAAUCCCAAAGAAUAACCACAAUAUUUGCUAUCUUAGAUGCAGAUUGCGACGAAUGUGGUACUCAGUUUCCUAAUCUGUCUGUAGAUUGGUCAAAAGAAGACUCUAGGUGGUGCGAGUUCGUUGAUUGUAACAAUACUGGAGGCAUUACAGUUCGGCCUAUUCCUGGCAAUGCUCUCUUUUGGAAGAAUAUUGAUGCGUCUAGCAACGGUGUUAGAGAAACGUUACAUGCUGGACUGCCUCCAUUAAAUGGCACGAAGAUAGGAUUGAACAUCUGGACGCGUGAAAAGAAGUGGGAACAAUCAACUUUAUUAUAA
This is a messenger RNA of Bipolaris maydis ATCC 48331, 654 nucleotides long. RefSeq lists its product as uncharacterized. Gene Ontology annotation, cellular component: endoplasmic reticulum. Gene Ontology annotation, biological process: peptidyl-proline hydroxylation to 4-hydroxy-L-proline. Gene Ontology annotation, molecular function: iron ion binding; L-ascorbic acid binding; procollagen-proline 4-dioxygenase activity. NCBI's taxonomy places the organism in Eukaryota, Fungi, Ascomycota, Dothideomycetes, Pleosporales, Pleosporaceae. The record is from RefSeq and is a predicted model, not a curated record.